UAUCAAGGUCAUUUUUUUUCUUUAAAACCAUUUGACUUUCAAGAUUGAUUGAUACUGUUCAAUUUGUUGUUGAAAUUUUACCAAGUGAAUAAUCUUAAAAUUAGAAAGAAAAUGUCUCAAAAGGCUCCGACAAAAAUUGAUGAUAAAAUAAAUUUUAAAUUUGAAGAAAUUGUUGACGAAUUUACAUCUGCACAACAAUCGUCAAAUUCUGCCAAUAAUGGAUGCCAUAAUGUCUCUGACGCUGAUGAUGAUACAGCGGAUCGAAUGGUUCGAUUUCUAUGCUUAACAGGACGUUUGAAAACGUUACCUCGUCGUGGAUGGAUUUUGAAUAAUCGUGGUAUACAGAAUCCUGAAUCUAUCGCUGGUCAUAUGUAUCGAAUGGCUAUAAUGAAAUUUUUAUUUGAUUUCCAUGAUGAUGAUAAUAAUGAUGGUGACUCGACUGGUUCAAAAACUACUAAAUUAGAUGCUAAUAAAGUGAUGAAAUUAUCAUUAGUACACGAUAUGGCCGAAUGUAUUGUUGGUGAUAUAACACCUAUGGAUGGUAUUGAUGCUGAUGAAAAACAUCGUAACGAAUUAGAAGUCAUGGAAAAACUAGCUUCUUUAUUGCCUUCCAAACAAUCAAAACAUUUACUUGACCUUUACCGUGAAUACGAUGCUCAUCAAUCGGCUGAAGCAUUAUUGGUGAAAGAAUUUGAUCGUUUUGAUAUUUGUUUGCAAGCAUUUCAAUAUGAACAAUAUGAAUAUCAUAAUCAUGAAAAACGAAUUGUACGUUUUGAUAGAUUUUUCGAAAUUGCCGAUGAAAACAUAAAUCAUCCAUUAUUGCGUAAAAUGCUUGAACGAAUAUUCAUUGAACGUGAUCGAUUUUGGCAUGAACAGAUAAUGUCCAAUGUAAAUAAUCAUAAAGCUGCCAAUGAAGCAAUAAUUGCUGCUAAAAAUGAUAAUCUUCCAGUAGAUUUGUUUGCUGCAAUUUAUAACAAUAACGUCAACAAUAGUCAUAAUGAUGAUGGUAAUGAUGAACAACAAACAAUUAAUUAAUAAUGAUCAAAAUAAUAACAAUGACAACGAUCAA
Messenger RNA from Dermatophagoides farinae (American house dust mite), 1069 nucleotides. RefSeq names its product 5'-deoxynucleotidase HDDC2. Gene Ontology annotation, molecular function: 5'-deoxynucleotidase activity. Lineage: Eukaryota; Metazoa; Arthropoda; Arachnida; Sarcoptiformes; Pyroglyphidae. Gene Ontology annotation, cellular component: cytoplasm. The record is from RefSeq and is a predicted model, not a curated record.